Messenger RNA from Rhinocladiella mackenziei CBS 650.93, 1965 nucleotides. RefSeq lists its product as uncharacterized. The record is from RefSeq and is a predicted model, not a curated record. Lineage: Eukaryota; Fungi; Ascomycota; Eurotiomycetes; Chaetothyriales; Herpotrichiellaceae. The transcript has 2 exons. The coding region runs from base 1 to 1965 and encodes 654 amino acids.
AUGCUGGGUGCUCGAGCCCGAGCUGCCGAGUACAACGCCUUUAAAGCCGCAUCUGCAAGACAAGCUUCCCGCGAAGCUGAGGAACAGAAGCUGCCUCCGAAACUUGUCCCCGUGUCUCUGAGUGCUUUCACCAAAAAUUCUCAGUCAAAUCGCAACAAGGGCGCUAAAGCCUGGGUCCCGUUGGUCUUAGGAGACGCACCCGAAGAUGAUAAUAAAAGUUGCAAGGAAAAUGAGGGAACCCUCCCAACCCCAACCCAUCCGACUGGCAGCGUCGAUGUCACUCUUAGCAGCAACACUACCCGACCCGAAAGUGAGACGCCAUUGGGUCCCCGAAAAUCUCAAACCACCCAAAUGAAUGUCUACGCAUUGUUAGCUCCGACUGCGCCCAAGGCGAUGGUCAACACCAGAGACAGAUCAUCCACCGUAUUUGUCAAUCCAACCCUUCAGUGGGCUCAGCAACACUCCGUCAUCAAACAGUCUCAGCACUGUAUCCCUUUGGGGUUACACGGUGCUCCCAGCAGCCUGUCAGGAAUCAGUCAAGUCUCGGUACCUCUUUUCAACCCAGAUCCACCUUUCUACAACAUGAUGAUCUCGUCUGAUAUCAGUCCCACCAAGCAAGAGAACAAGUUGGCUCUGCUAUCUGAAGAAUACGGCAACCCAUGCCCCGCAUUUAUGCCCUCUCGUCAACAAGGUUUGGAUAGUCCUGGUAUGAUUGAUACUUCAUUACUCGGUCAGAUGCUGGGCACUCGUUAUCCGAAUGAGGUACCGAGCUGGAAUUCAUACCAACAGAUCGAUUUCGUCCCCCAGAAUCCCAUCCAGCGCCCAAUGAUGCCGCGUGUCAAUUCUGAUGGUCUAAUGUCUUGUGAUACGGAGUUGGCUGCACGAUUCAUACGAGGUGUUGUCAGACGUCACUCUCACCCAGAAAGCGGACAAAUACUCCUUGAUCGGCAAGGACUCGCAGACAAUGUGAGACAGUUAACUCUCCAACCUCCAUCCCGUCACGAGCCUUAUGACGGCAGCAGCAAAAUACAACAUUAUGUGACCACUCAACAAGCAAUGGCAAAGACGGACAAGACAGCUCUGCAUAAUCCGGAUUUGAAUCGAGUUAAGAUGAGCGACGUAGCCACUCCGAUUUUUACAGAGAGUCCAGAGACAAUACCCAAACACGAGCCUGGCAGAGAAUUGAAUGAAGGACCUGGCGUCCUUCGACCGCGCACACUUCUGAAGCCACCGCCGGGUUUCGAAUUGCGAGCGAGAAAUGAGUUGAGCUCACAUCCACGUGAGACGAGCAGCUUCGGUUCCGAGAAUGACGAGACUCUCCGAAAAGAAUUCGGCGUGGGCACUAGUGACUGGUGUGAGCUCAAGCCCGUGACCAAGACUCAGCGCAUAAGAAUGAAUAAGGCCAUGAAACGAGGAGCGACGCUGGGAGAUACCGAUACGUCCGAGGCUUCACUGCUGAAUCUCGGCGCAGAUCGGCAACAGAGACUUCACAAGUGGUUGCAAGCAGAUCAUCGUGGGAACCGCGCAACACGAAAAUUAGUGGAUCAGAUUGUUAAAGAUCACCUUUUCAAUCGAUUCCCUAACGUUUCUCUCCCUGACGGAGCUGUGUGUAAUCCCAACGAAACAUCGGGUCCCAGAAUUGAGAGUGCCGCGAUCCGUGCGGUGGGCAACAUACUGACUAACCUCACAGACCCAGGUGAAUCGGAAGGGCACGGCUCAGACAAUGGUGGUUUACUUUACCAAUACAAACCGGCGCCGGAGUACGCGAUUGAGAGAGGCCGGCUUCUGACAGGCAACACUGGGAGUACGAGCUUUUUUGAGGAGGAGAUGGGAGAGUUCUACAAUGCUCCAUGCCGAAUUGCCCGGGAUCCAAGAUUUCGACCGCCAAGCAAGGAAGGCCCCAAACCAAAGUCGGAGGAUGAAUGGAAACGCCGUCGUGACCCGUAUGGAAGAAGACGAUUGUGA